Messenger RNA from Pteronotus mesoamericanus, 6404 nucleotides. It is a transcript of the gene ST3GAL1, whose product is annotated as ST3 beta-galactoside alpha-2,3-sialyltransferase 1. Gene Ontology annotation, biological process: sialylation. Gene Ontology annotation, cellular component: membrane. The coding region runs from base 1163 to 2191 and encodes 342 amino acids. Lineage: Eukaryota; Metazoa; Chordata; Mammalia; Chiroptera; Mormoopidae. Gene Ontology annotation, molecular function: beta-galactoside (CMP) alpha-2,3-sialyltransferase activity. The record is from RefSeq and is a predicted model, not a curated record. The transcript has 9 exons.
GAAGGGGAGGGCCGCGCGGCCCAGGCGCCCGCCCCGCUGUGGCGCCCCGGCUUCGGGUCUCGGCCGCCCGGCCUGCCCCUCCCGUUACACCCGGGGGAAGGUGUUCCCGAGACCGCUCCCAGCCUCUCCCCGCCUCCUCGGCUCCAGCCCCCGCCGGCGGAGCUCCACUAUGCCAGACAGUUUCGACACUUUGCAAAGACAAAGACCAGAGGGAGGAGGAAGAGGAGGAAGAGGAGGAGAGAGAGAAGGAAGGGGAGAUGUGAGCUGGGAAGGGGGCGAGUGUUUGGGACACUCUCCGAAGCCCCUCUUCCCCAAAUCCCCGGAAAUUCCAGCGUGUCCCCCGCCGCGCUGGUGUCAUUUUCAGCCUCAGCCUCAGCCCUUCUGACCUGGAAGUGCCAACGGAAGUCAUGAGCUUCGCCAGGGGCUGUGGCGGGUGGCAGCUCUGAGCUUUGCGGCCAGGACAGUUCCACGUGGGGACCAGAGAUGGGCCAUCCCUUGACCUACUGAGAUGAAGAAACGGAGGCUCAGAGAGGUUAAGGCACUGCCCCAACAUCACACAGCUGAUGACAGACAGCCCUCAGUGCCUUCAUCCAGCCUACUUCCUCCCCGCCACCUCUCUGGUGACAGCGUGGUCAGGCGGUUCUAGUUAAGGAUCAUCACACACCAUCCGUUCCAGAGGACAGUGACAAAGACAGCUUCCUUCUGUCCUGCACCGUGGACCUUCCUUCCAGGUCCUCGCCCUCGAGGGACCUGACAUCAUCACAAAGAUUAAUUACCCCUCAACGCUUUUGGAUGGGAAAGGAGAUCACUGGUAUUAAGUUUGAUUAGCACUCCAUCAGGAGACAGUGUCGGCGGCUUGAGGACUGGUGACGAGGUGGGCUUCUUUAUUUCUGGAAGAGACAAAUUUUGUGCGAGAAGAGUCAUCCCACCCUGAAUGGUCCACGUAACCUCUGAGUGUCACAGGGUGAUGUCUGGUGCACCGAGGUGGCCGUCAACGAGCGGAAGGGAAGUUGGCUGUAGCCGGGCUUGAGACCCCUCUGGGAAGCCUCGCCUUGCCUUGGGAUCGAACCUCCGUCUCUGGGGUUUUUCCUCCCAAGUUCCUCCUCAGUAAGGCGUGAUUUCCACCCACCCACCCCUGGGAGUCCUCCUCAGGACAGCAGAAAUGGCGACUGUAAGGAGGAGGACCCUCAAAGCGCUUGCCGGCCUGAUCGUCUUCAUCUUCUUCACCUCCUUCGUCCUGAAUUACUCCCACAUUGCGGUGACCACCACCUGGUCCCCCAAGCAGAUGGUCAUCGAGCUCUCGGAGAACUUCAAGAAGCUGAUGACCUACUCUCACAGGCCCUGCACCUGCGCCCACUGCCUCAGCCAGCGCGGGGUCUCGCCCUGGUUCGACGAGCGGUUCAACUGGUCCAUGCAACCGCUGCUGACGGCACAGAACGCGGUCUUGGAGGACGACACCUACAGCUGGUGGCUGAGGCUGCAGCGCGAGAAGCGCCCCAGCGACUUGAAUGACACCGUCAAGAUGCUUUUCCAAGUGGUGCCUGGGCACGUGGACCCCCUGCUGGAGAAGAAGCCGUGGGGCUGCCGGCGCUGCGCCGUCGUGGGCAACUCGGGCAACCUGAGGGAGUCCUCGUACGGCUCUCAGAUAGACAACCAUGACUUCGUGCUGAGGAUGAACAAGGCCCCCACGGCGGGCUUUGAGGUCGACGUGGGGAGCAAGACCACCCACCAUCUCCUGUAUCCCGAAAGCUUCAGGGAGCUGGCUGAGAACGUCAGCAUGGUCCUGGUCCCCUUCAAGACCCUUGACCUGGAGUGGGUGGUCAGCGCCACCACUACGGGCACCAUCUCCCACACGUACGUGCCUGUCCCUGCGAAGAUCAAAGUGAAGAAGGACCGGAUCCUGAUAUACCACCCGGCCUUCAUCAAGUACGUCUUCGACAGCUGGCUGCAAGGCCACGGGCGGUACCCGUCCACCGGCAUCCUCUCGGUCAUCUUCUCCCUGCACAUCUGUGAUGAGGUGGACUUGUACGGCUUCGGGGCGGACAGCAAAGGAAACUGGCACCAUUACUGGGAGAACAACCCAUCGGCGGGGGCUUUCCGCAAGACCGGGGUGCACGAUGGGGACUUUGAGUCUGUCGUGACAGCUACCUUGGCGUCCAUCAACAAAAUCCGGAUCUUCAAGGGGAGAUGACGCCGUGAAGGGUUACGGACGGAUACGCAGAGCAUGCCUCUCACGUCGGCCCCAGCUUCCAGCCAGAGCUGUUCUGCUCCGUCCCGGGGGCUUCCCAGGCCAUCCUCUGGGGUGCGCCCAGGUGCCCCUGGAGCCUCUUGCACCCCAGCACCUGGCAGCAUCUACUCAGUAAGGUCACCCAGCACUGCUGGGACUGCAGGGCGAGUCUCAGAAGCUGCGAGGGGCGGGGAGACCUCUCAGUGCUUCGGAAGAUCGGGGGACAGACCCUGAAGACUCCCCUGUUUUAAAAGGAAGGACCGUUUCCCUGGGAGGAUGGGCAGAGGCCUUCCCCUGCCGGGGGGCCACCGGGGCUGAUGCCCAGGCUCCGAUUCUCACUGGGAUGUUUCUGAGUGAGGAUGGUCUCUGGGACAGAGCCACGUGGGCCAUGUGCCACCGGGGGCGAGAUGACCCCUUCCUUGCACAAUGCCUGGCCUCUCUCUCACUUGGCGUGACAACUGCAUCUCCCCACCCUGAAGGUCUACAUCCUUGGCGAGGUGUUUCUGGCUCCAGCUGAUGUCUUCUUUCCACGCCGAUGUUCUCUUGAGUAAUCAAUCUGUCGUCAACAUUAUGGCUGAGAGCAGAUCUGACUACCUCCAUGUGCCUUUGUAUUUGGGGGAGAAUGGCAUGUGUUAGCUGAAAUGAGGCAAACACCCCAACUCGGGAAAGGGGACCCCUGGCAACCACCCCCCUUGCUCUUAGCUGGGGACAUCUUUUCUCAUUUCCUGAGCCAGCCCCUGAGUCGGGUCAAAGCUCAGAAGCCACGGAACACCAUUCCUUUUUUCCACAGGCUGUUGGAUGGGGCGCCCGUUGCCUUCCAAGCCCACAGGGAAGGUCUCCCCCCGCCUGCAUCUGCCCCAAGGGCCCGCGCUCUGGGCAGUCCCCGCUGGCCAGCUGCACGGCGUCCUGGGGGGGGGCCCUUCCUGGGGGUGUGACCAUCAGAGCAGGGGAAGUCAUACCUCAUUCUCACUCUCCUUCUUUGUCACCCUUCCUGAUUAUUUAUUGAUUUUUUUUUUCUUUUGUUACAUUCAGCUGACAUCGUGUGCACUUUCUGGCUCUAUUGCUGCCCUGGGGUUUUAAGUGAGCUUUCUCCGGCUCCAGCCAGCAGCCGGGGAGCGGGGAGCUUAUCGUAUGCUCUGUUGGAACCCUCAGACUUGGGUGUCGGGGGUACGUAGGGUUUGGGGGCUCGCUGGUGGGGAAUCCCUGGGGCGCCAGGUCGGUGGGUUUGUGGAGUGUCCUGUGCUCCUUCUCUCCCAGCCCCACCUCCUCUUUCCUCAUUGGGACCUUGGGUCCAGCCUCAGGCCAGGGCUCUUCAAAACCUCUCAGGGGCCCAGGCCCAGGCGGAAAGGGGUGAUUGGCUCAAGUUACUGACAUUUCAUCCGAAAAGCCAUGUUUUCCUGUUGAGAGCAUUUCCCAGAAGGCCACGGCUUCCCUGAGGAGGUGUGACAGGGUCCUUCCUGGUGGCUAGCGUCAAAACCAAGGGGCCUGCCUCCUCCGCUCCCUGAAGUGCUCUGGCCAGCCCUGCCCUCCUAGCCUCCCUUUCUCCUGCAAAUGGGGAGAGAGGAAUUGUGGGAGCUCAGAGGCCGCAGAUGGUGUCAGGCAAUCCAUGAGAGUCCCCAGAAAUGGCAUGCCACAUUUUUUUUCCGAGUCUAUACAGAUAAGCACUUUCCUGGGGAAAAGUUUCAUAGCGUUGAUUCGAUUUUCAAAGAUUCAGAAUCCAGGAAGGGUUUUAAAAAAAGAAAAAACCUGCCCUAGCGUUAAAACCCUCCAAAACUUAAGACUCUCUUGCCUGAAAAAGGCUCAUAAAUCGCCCAAGGACAGGCCAUCAUAGGGCUUGCUCACAGCGGUACUUGACAAGAGACGAGAGGAACUCGGUGAGCGGCUGGUGGCUGGCUGAUCAAUCCCGGGGACAGACCUUAAGAAAACAGUCACUGGGACGGAGCAGUGUGGCCUGGCUCCUGAGCUCUCUCGCCUUCUCCUGCAAGCCGAGUCUGCUCAGGCAUGUCAUGUUCAGGACAAGGAACCUGCUUCUUUGGGCUUUGCUGGGCCAGAGCAGGUCCCCAAAGGAAGGCCAUGUCCCCCACUGAGCCGCACUCUGCCUGGGUCUGCCGCCGGCUCCCUGUCCCAUCCCCCUCCUUCCCGUGAGCCUGCCCAAGCUGCAGGACUUCUUUCAGCCCUUGGAAUCUGGCUCUCCCCAGUUUACAGAUGAGAACAGCAAAGCCCACAGAAGGGAUGUGACUUGCAAGAGUGAACUGAUUGUGACAGAUAGCACAACCCAAACAUUGUGAGCAAAAGAAGGACGUAACCGACCCCACGUUAGAACGUCCCAGGGUGGGCUUCCCCAGCGAGGCUCAUCCCUCCCGUGUCUCAAGGCGCUGUCCCCGGGGCUGGCCACCGGCUGCCUCCUCUGGCUGCCACGGCAGCUGCGGCAAGCUGUAGUCCCUGCCUCCUCAACGCCCCCCUCCCGGGGAGGGGACAGCUGUGCGCUGCCAUAGCUGCAGCUAUGACACCUCCUUGUGACUUACCUACUUAGUAAAGGGGACUUAACCAACAUAAACGCCAGUCAUCGUGGCCAGAAUUACAAGUAAAUGCAUUGAUUGGCUUAAGCCAAGGGGACCCAUGCGGAGGGUAAGAGCAGCUGAGGGUUGGGCCCGAGUGUUUUCCUGCAAGGCAUUUGGCAGUGCUGUGGGCAGGAGGACAAGAAACAGCCGGGGUGGGGGCGGGGACUGUGACAUGUCUUCUCCCUCCCCUUGUGGUUGGGCUGCCUGGGGCACAGGGUUCGUCUGUGGUCCACCCAGCAGGCAGAGAGCUCUUUGGAGGCCAGCCCGGGGCCCAGAUGGGGAACAGAGGUGCCCGUGCCUGCAGCAAACAAGGCUGAGCCUGGAGCCAAGAAAGGGGUGCUGAUGAGCAGCGCCCUAGCCAUCAGCCUCCCGUGGUCCCCUCCACGCCCUCAGGGAGCCAGGAGCCAGAGCCACCUGCCACAGAAUUGACGCCUGUAUACCCAUGUCCCUGGACCCCCUGCCUCCACCCGCCCUUUGGGGAAGAAAGGAGGCAGGUUGGCAGCCUCUGGCUCCUGGAGCGACCUGGGGCUGAGUGGCGAGUUCGCACACUGAGGCUUUGGGAACCCUCAGGCACUGCCCAGAAGCCACGUGGGCUGGGCUUCGUGGGAGAAACCAGCUGAAAGAAAAGAUACACCACAGGCAGGCCAGACACAGCGGCGGGGACGUCUGCCGUGGCCUCAGUGCGCGCUGAGCCUUGGGGUCAGCGGUCGGAUCGGUUCAAAACAUGAGAACUGACGUUUGCUUUCCCGAUGCCCUUCAAGGCAGCCUGAACCCAGAGAAAAUGAAACUCAGGAAAGAGUCGCCGAACCUCUCUGAGCCGCACCUGCCUCACCUGUCACCCACGGUCCCUCACCUGGUUGUCUGGGAACCCACGGCCCGAGGGGCUGCUGUCUGGCGUGAGAUGGCCGGAUGCUGGCGACGUGCCAUCCAGACUUGACACUGUCCUCUCCCCCCAAAGAGCUUGAACUUCUGGGUUUGCAGCCACUGGGCCACAGGCCACCAGCAGUUCAUCCUCUCCUGGCGCCCGGGCUGGCCAGUGUUGAGAAAGACUUUUCCUCCUCUCGUUUGUCAUGAAAACACCAGCUCCUGCCCCCGGGGUGCUGCCUGGCACCUCUGCGGGGAAAGGAAGGGGGUUUAGGAGGAACCGCAGAGAUGGGCAGAGCGCAUCAUACCAGCAGGAGGCGCUAGCACUUUCUCAGCAAAGAGCACUCUGCUUCCUACAGGCAGCCUCCUCUGAAUGCCCCUCGGGACUCAUGUUCCCUGGGGUCGAUCACAGUACGGAUCUGCCGUGUGUGGCUCAUGGGCCCAGGCUCUGAGCCGGACGCCAGCUUGAACCCCGGCCCGUGUCAGGAACCCCCACCCCGCGGGAGGCCCCCGGUGCCCGGUCACGCGAGCACGUCACGGAAUUCACAUCAAAGCCAAAGUUCCCUGAGCACUUUUUCUUUUGGCAAUCUUGUUUGGUUGGUUGUGGGUGUUUUUCACUCCCCCCCCCCGCCCCCCUCCACCUGGUCCCGCUCUCGUGUUUUGCAGCCGAGCGUUCCUCUGUAUGUGUUUUGAGUGACGUUAGCGAGAGCCGCUUUUCCCAGCCUCUGCUGUGUUUUAUUUAUUGUUGAACA